Molecule: messenger RNA, 5506 nt
Organism: Trachymyrmex cornetzi
Lineage: Eukaryota; Metazoa; Arthropoda; Insecta; Hymenoptera; Formicidae
Gene: Uggt
Product: UDP-glucose-glycoprotein glucosyltransferase
Exons: 24
Coding region: 402-4967 (1521 amino acids)
Biological process (GO): ERAD pathway
Cellular component (GO): endoplasmic reticulum
Molecular function (GO): UDP-glucose:glycoprotein glucosyltransferase activity
Source: RefSeq, a predicted model, not a curated record
AUGGGCGAUUUUGACGGUUCUACGUAAAAUGUCGGGAUAGCCGAUCUUAGGUUCUCUUUGUCCUAAUGAUUCUAAACUUGCCGGAUGAUAAUUGUUCUUAAGUCCAAUUGUUCCGAUCAUCAUUCCAAGAUAUUGUGUAUGUGGCACGUGCACUGGAUGGAUCGACAGUAGUCACCAAUGCAUUCUUCGUACCUAAGAUAACUUUAGUCAUUUUUCGAAGGUAUAUACGAUAUUCGUACAGUGUCAGCAUUCUUUGUCCUAAGUCUAGGCUGUCGACGAAACCCACGAAUGCUUAUCAAUGAAAUAUUAGAUACCGCACGUAUAGCAUUCAUUGGGCAUCUUUAGACAUCUUAUCAUCCUGUGUAUUCGUGACAGAUGUGUGUAUUGAAGUAGAAUUCACAAUGAGGGGACUCAUAUUUUUUUACAUAUUCUCAUUAUGCUCCAGUCAACUUGGAGCAGACAAGAAGAUCAACAAAUACGUAACAACUUUAAUAAAUGCUAAAUGGAAGGAGACACCUCUUGUUCUCGAAGCAGCUGAAUAUCUUAGCGAUGAGAAUCCAAAUUACUUUUGGAAAUUUAUCAAAUCUUAUUCCAAAAUAGUUAAACAUUCUACACCACAUACACAGCAGGAUAAUUAUAACAUCAUUUUGGAAUUGGCCCAAAAGUAUCUGUCUCCAUCUGAGAUAGCAGUUUUUAAGUUAGGAAUGUCUUUACGUAUUUAUUCUGCACGUGUGGAAAUGUUCUUUCAAAUGGCUGUGAAUAAAAAUGUUUCUUCAUAUGGAUUUUGCGACAAUUUUGUUAACAUUGGUGAAACAUUCACUUGUUCUCUAGAAGAUAUAGAUAGGUUGCUUGAGCAGGAUACAUUGGAAACUGUAGAUACUUAUGAUGUAGAUCAUAAAUAUUUAAGUACUCCAGAAUCAGAUAAAAUAAUGAUAUUGUAUGGUCAGAUUGGGACAUCUACGUUUAUUGAUUUUCAUGAGAAGCUAAAAAACAUAGCAGAAACAAAAGGGAUCAAUUACAUUCUUCGUCAUUUUAUUAAAGAUUAUAAUGAGGGGGAGGAUACAAAAUUGCGUUUAUCAGGCUAUGGUGUAGAAUUGCAAAUGAAAUCUACAGAGUACAAAGCAACUGAUGAUUCUGAUAUUAAAGACAACACAGGGAAAAGCUCCGAAAUGGCAAACGAUGGCAUGGAAGAAAUUGAGGGGAUCAACUUUAUGAUUUUAAAGAAAUUAUAUCCAGAUCAUCAAGCUGAAUUGGAUAAAAUACAGACAUAUUUACUGGAAACUAGUCAUGAAAUCGGUGCUUUUAAAGUAUGGCAAUUUCAAGAACUAAGUCAUCAGGCAGCUGAAAGAAUAAUGAAGUCUCCUUCUGCAGAAGCACUAAACAUCUUGACUGAUAUAUCGCAAAAUUUUCCUAUGCAAGCAAAAUCACUAAUCAGAACUAAAGUAAAUAUCGAUAUGAAGAAGGAAAUGAAAUUAAAUCAAGAAAUAUUUAUGGCAAGUCUAAAUAUUCAACCAACUGACACAGCGCUUUUCAUCAAUGGCUUAUAUUUUGACCUGGAAGCUAUUGAUAUUUUAACCCUUUUAGAAUCUUUAAGGAAUGAAUUACGAGUAAUGGAAGCUCUUCAUAAAAUUGGUUUUAGUAAUAAAAAAAUGAGUAAAUUAUUAGCUUUGGAUUUAUCUGGAGGUACAGAUAAUCAAAAUUUUGCAAUGGACAUAAGAGAUUCCGCAAUUAAUUGGAUCAAUGAUAUUGAAAAUGAUCCACGUUAUAGUAAUUGGUCACCAUCAUUAACCGAAUUAUUACGGCCAACGUUUCCUGGCAUGCUCAGAAAUAUUAGAAGAAAUUUAUAUAAUCUAGUAUUAAUUAUCGAUCCUCUAAGUGACGACUCCAUGCCACUCAUUGCUCUAGCACAAUCUCUCUAUGCGCAUUCUGCACCAUUGAGGGUAGGAUUUGUCUUUGUGACAAAUUAUAAUACAUCGGUAACAGGUUUAAUGGAUGCCAGUGUCGCAGUUAACAAUGCAUAUCACUAUUUUGCAGACACUAGAAGUCCAAAAGAGGCUUUACAUUUCUUGUCAGAGUUAGGAAAUUACAUCGGACAUUCUGGUGUCAACGUGGAUGAUGUAAAAAAAGUUAUUCGAUCCAGAGACUCAUCCGCUAGUAUACCUUACAUCCUUGGUGAGGAGUCAGAAUAUGAUGUAGGACGGCAUCUAGCCAGCGACUUUAUAAAACGAUGUGGUUUCAAGAAGUUCCCACAAGCUUUGUUAAACGGUGUUCCUUUGACGCCUAAUCAGAUAAAUUCUGAAUCGUAUGAGGAAGCAGUGUUAUCUACUAUUAUGUUGCAAACUCCUAUAUUGCAAAAAGCAGUGUAUCGAGGUGAAGUAACGGAAGGAGACGACAUUGUUGAUUUUCUCAUGAACCAACCAAAUGUUAUGCCACGAUUGAACGAACGUAUCUUAAAAGUGGAUAAGAAUGCAUGGUUAAAUUUAAUCGGUACAAUUCCUGAAGAUGACGAUUAUACUAAAUGGGCUUCUCAAAAUCUAUCAACUUAUUUAAUGAAGAAAAUGCACUACUUGUUCGUACCGCGUCGCAAUAUGCGUCAUUUAUAUUCCUUUUGGAUUGUAGCUGAUUUGAAAUCAUUAUCUGGCAGACAAUUACUACGAGAGGCUCUUGAAUAUAUAGAAUCAAAUGCUGAUGCGCGAAUUAGUAUUAUUAUUAAUGCGGAAGAUGAUGCGAAUCUAAAGUCUGAUAUUAACAAAAUUGUGCUUGCUGCAAUAAGUGCAUUAUCACCAGAAAAGGCUAUACUUUACAUGCGUAAAAUCCUCAAAGAAGACACCGUAGCUCUCAUUGCUAAUGAUAACUUUGAGAUUGAGGAUGAAUCUGUGGCAGCAAUCUUAGAGAAUCAAAAUUCGAUAUUGUCAUUGCAUCAACAUUACGUUAAAGCUGUUUUAAACAUGGAGUUGGGAACAAGAGCAGUUAUGUGCAAUGGCCGUGUUAUUGGCCCUUUGGAUGAUAAUGAAGAAUUUACAAAUGACGACUUCUCUUUAUUAGAAAGAUUCAGCCAAAGCACCUAUGGCGAGAAAUUAUUUAUGAAAUUGAUAAAGGAUCAAAUCUUCAAUGAAGAUGAAUAUGAAGAAAAUAAUAUUACGGAUGAUACGAUUAUGAAGAUCACUUCACUCUUAGUGCCACGUCCACAAACUCGAAGUCGUUAUGAUGUUCCUUUCCAUGGAGAUGAUCACAGCGUUAUAAAAAUUCCAGCAGUUAAUCCCGAUGAAGUUGCCUUCAACUUUAUUGCCAUUGUAGAUCCAGUUUCACGUGGUGCUCAAAAAUUGGGCCCGAUAUUGAAAACAUUACAACAAGCCCUAAAUUGUAAUAUAAAAGUAUUUUUGAAUUGCGUAGACAAAAAUAGCGAUAUGCCAUUGAAAAGCUUUUAUCGAUUUGUGCUCGAACCUGAGUUGCAAUUUACAACAGAAGGAGAUAUUAGUGGUCCUAUCGCAAAAUUUACAAAACUUCCAACUUCAUCUUUAUUAACGCAAUACAUUCAUGCACCUGAGAACUGGCUUGUUGAAGUAGUUCGCAGCGUUUAUGAUUUAGAUAACAUUAAACUUGAUAAUGUCGCAAUGGGCGUACACAGUGAAUUCGAAUUAGAAUACUUGCUACUCGAAGGUCACUGUUUUGAAGCAGUAAUGGGAAAUCCACCAAGAGGCCUUCAGUUCACAUUAGGCACUGAGAAACAAUCUGUGAUGGUUGAUACUAUAGUAAUGGCCAAUCUAGGAUAUUUCCAACUCAAGGCAAAUCCUGGCGAAUGGGUGUUGCGACUUCGGCAAGGACGGUCCGCAGAAAUAUACGAUUUUACUACUAUUGAUGGACAGAACGUUAUUCAAAACGGCAAUGAUGUGAAAGUCCUGAUAAGUUCUCUGAAGAGUCACGUGUUGAAAGUGAAGGUUUCCAAAAAACCAGACAAAGCGGGAAUAGAUCUUUUAUCGGACAACGAGAAGGAUUCUGGAUUAUGGAACUCCAUUUCUAGCAUUGCCAAAUUUUGGACGUUUACAGCGACAGACGAAAAUGAAGAUAAAGAUGAGAAAUUAAAUAUAUUCUCUCUUGCCUCUGGGCAUUUAUAUGAAAGAUUUUUGAAGAUCAUGAUGCUAAGUGUUAUUAAACACACUAAAACACCAGUCAAAUUCUGGUUCUUAAAAAAUUAUCUUUCACCAACACUGAAGGAUUUUCUGCCUCAUAUGGCUAAGGAAUAUGGCUUUGAGUAUGAACUUGUUCAAUACAAGUGGCCUCGUUGGCUUCAUCAACAAACUGAAAAACAAAGAACUAUUUGGGGAUAUAAAAUUUUGUUCCUCGACGUGCUGUUCCCGCUGAACGUUAAGAAAAUAAUAUUUGUCGAUGCCGAUCAGGUAGUGAGAGCGGAUUUAAAGGAACUAGCAACCUUGGAUCUCGGCGGCGCGCCUUAUGCGUACACGCCGUUCUGUGACAGCAGAAUCGAAAUGGAUGGUUUCAGAUUUUGGAAGCAAGGCUAUUGGAGAAAUCACUUGCAGGGUCGUGCUUACCACAUUAGCGCGCUGUAUGUGGUCGAUCUCAAACGAUUCCGUCGUAUUGCCGCCGGAGAUAGGCUGCGAGGCCAGUAUCAGGCAUUGAGUCAAGAUCCAAAUAGCUUAUCAAACCUUGAUCAAGAUCUCCCUAACAAUAUGAUCCAUCAAGUGGCCAUCAAGACACUACCACAAGAAUGGUUAUGGUGCGAAACUUGGUGCGACGAUGUAUCCAAGAAAUAUGCCAAAACUAUAGAUUUAUGUAAUAACCCGAUGACUAAGGAAGCGAAAUUACAAGCAGCCAUGCGUAUCUUGCCGGAAUGGGUGGGUUACGACGAAGAAAUUAAAGUUCUGCAACAAAAGAUAGAGAAUGCAAACAGACAGACAUGGAGAGACAGCGAAACUGUUGAUCAUGUUUCAAACCAUAAUGAAUUAUAAAUUAUAUAUGAUGAUCUGAAGGAUAUAUUGAAUUCCAAGAUUGUUAAACAAAUUUUAUAAAAUUCUGUAUAAAGAAAUCUUCGUUUGUCCUAAAUUAACAAACGUUAAUACGUAAAAAUUUACAUAUUUCACUUUUGUAAUUAACGUUUGGCACUUUAUGUGUAAAUAUUUGCUACUGAUUGUGUAAACUCUAAAAAAUAAGGAUGUAUUAGAAGCUGAAGGUCUCUAUUACUUAUUAGAUCCAUACUUCGUAUAAUAUCUUAAAUUAUAAUCUUCAAAGUAAUCUCAUCUUUUCAUAUUGCAAACGCGCAAGAUUACUACUUCUUUAAAUCAAGUCGAAGCAAGAAGUCAGUAAAGUCCAUAAUUACCGAUAUUACAGUAUUCUGAUUACUCAUGAGCAUACAAUUCUGUUCAUGUUAUCGAGCCAAUGUUGUGAUUGAUUAUUGUCUACUAUGAUAGUUAUAAGAAAUAAACUUGUAACAUUUGUAAAAUAUCUUUGAUAUCUCCUCCUGUAUGCUGUAAGAAAGAAGACAAGAAAA